AUGAUGGAUAGCACAAACUCAAGACCAAAGAGCCGGCCGAAUUGGGCAUCUCGCAAAAAGGUUAGUCUUGAUCCAACAACAUUGGCAAUAAAUGAGUCCAUGACUAUGGUUUCCGCAAUGCGUAGAACAAAUAGAUGGUCUCAAACUGGUGUCGCUGCAUUGUUGAGCGCUAGUGACAUAUUUGGAAGCCAUGAUACUGACGAUGACCCCAGCGAUGAAGGGUUUGCCAACAAUUUUAGUAGUCGCGGUUUCCUGGAUAAAAGCAUCAACUAUAAUGGAACCACAUGCAAUAGCCGAUCAGGUGGAGCAGCAGCAGCAGCAGCAGCAGCAGCAACAACAGGCGGUGGUAAAGCCGGAGGACUGGAUAGCCCGCUACUAUCAUCUUUUUUACAGUUGAGAUCUAUUUUGUGCGAAUCCGAAAGCAUCUACGAAAUCGACAGCCUAACUUUACUCCAACCUUUCCUUCUUGUCAUUAAAUCAUCAACCACCUCGGGAUAUGUGACGGGAUUGGCCUUGAAUGCCGUGUCCAAGUUUCUCAUAUUUGACCUUAUCUCACUAGAAUCGAAAAACGUGCAAAACUCUUUGAUUCAAAUUGUUUCCGCAUUGACACAUUGCAGGUUUGAAGCAGAAGACCAGAAUUCAGACGAUGCGGUUUUACUAAAAGUAUUAAGGUUAUUGGAGAAAUUGGUUGAAAGCUCUCUUGCAACUCUUCUUCCAAACGAGAGCGUUUCAGAAAUUGUACAAACGUGUCUUUCAUUAGCUUGUAAUAAGAGAAGAAGCGAAGUUUUGAGAAGAGCAGCCGAAAUGUCAAUGGUUUCUAUCACCGUAAAGAUAUUUUCAAAGUUAAAAGAGCUCGAGCCAGAACACGAUAUGGGAAAUGACUUGCGUACAAAUUUUACAAAUACAAAAUUGCCAGAGGAUGUGAUUGGGGGCACAGAGGCAGAAUCGGAAGCAGAGAAUAGAGAAACCGUUUUGAAUAAUAAUGGAACCGAACCGGUUUCGAAAAAUGUUACUACAGAGGCAGCGGCAACUACUAGUUCUGAGCAAAAACAUCUUCGACCUUCAAGUGAAGAAGAGGCCGAUGAACCAUUUGGUAUAGUUUGCAUUAAUGAAUUUUUGGGCAUUCUUGUGUCCAUUAUUUCUCCAUCAAAUCAGCAUCAACAUAUGGAAAGUACAAGGGUGUUUGCUUUGUCGUUGAUAAAUGCAGCCGUGGAAGUCGCAGGGUUUGAGUUGGCAAAGUAUCCGUCAUUAUUAACGAUGAUUGCAGAUCCCGUGUCAAAAUACGUUUUGCAAAUCGUGACCACCACCGACUCCAUUUCUUUGUUGAAGUCAGCUUUACAACUAUUCUCAACAAUCUCGAUUGUUUUGGGUAACCAGCUCAAGCCUCAAUUUGAAUUAUCGAUACGUAUAAUCCUUCAAACACUACAACCAGAAGCACUCCUGACUGAGAAAAGCCAAGCUAGAAAAGCCAACGUACAAACUCGGUCACCCAUUUCCAAAGAACUCAUGCUAGAGUCAUUGAGUUUAUUAUGGACAAGGUCGCCUGCAUUUUUCACACAAUUGUUUGUGGAUUACGAUUGCGAUUUUGAAAAAACUGACUUGUCUACUGAUUUUUUGAAAUUUUUGUGCAAAUUAUCUUUACCAGAGGCGGCAUUUUCUACAACACACAAUGUUCCGCCAUUGUGUUUGGAAGGUAUACUAUCGUUCAUUGCUGGUGUUAGCGAGAGAUCAAAAGCUCACAAAGGAGGCUCCAAAUCGGAACUUCUGGAUCGAUAUAUUGAAAAUAGACGCAGGAAAACAGCUUUCAUUAGGUGCACAGAAUUAUUGAAUGAGAAUCCAAAGGAAGGGAUAAAAAUGUUGGCAAGGGAAAAAUUUAUCAAAGACGACUCGGACCACGAAGAAAUAGCUAAUUUUUUCUUCUCAAAAUCUGGUCGAUUGAACAAGAAAAUUCUUGGAGAAUAUCUUGCAAAACCUAAAAAUUCAAAUUUACUUGAUAUCUUUAUAGGUUUAUUUGAUUUCGAAAACUUGCGUGUUGAUGAAGCUUUAAGAAUUUUAUUGAAGUCGUUUAGAUUACCUGGUGAAUCGCAACAGAUUGAAAGAAUUGUUGAAAAAUUUGCUGAAAAAUACGUGUCGUGCCAGAAAAACUCGGAACUCAACCAUGUUGAUCUUUCGAUGAAGUCUCCAACAAAAAGACGUAGUUCUGCGGGAGAAAGUGGCAGUGGUGGUGGAGUAGUGGGAGUAGGGGGAGAUGAGAUUGUACGGCCCGAUAAAGAUUCUGUUUUUAUUUUGUCCUAUUCAAUAAUCAUGUUGAACACCGAUUUGCAUAAUCCACAGGUUAAACGUCAAAUGCUUUUAGAUGAUUACGAAAGAAAUUUGAGAGGCGUUUACAAUGGUAAGGACUUUCCUGCCUGGUAUCUUUCAAAGAUUUAUUGUUCGAUAAAGGACCGAGAAAUCAUAAUGCCAGAAGAGCAUCAUGGAACCGAUAAGUGGUUUGACGAUGUUUGGCACAACUUGGUGUCUACGCAGGACAUCAACCACUGCGACAGGAUUGAGCUUGAUAUACAAGAGUUGUGCAAUUUCGACAAAGUUUUGCUUGCCGAUGUGAUAGAACAACUCGUUACAACAUUGAUGACUGUUUACAAGGAGGCGUUAGACGAUCAUGUGGUAACUCGAUUAAUGUCUUGUAUUGACAAAAUCACAAACAUAUGUUUGGCACAUGGGCUCUAUGACGCAGUUGAUGAUUUGACUUUGAGAUUGAUUCAAUUUUGUAAUCUCAGUAAAGAUUACUUCAGGAAAGGCCCACACGAUGACAAUAUCAGGGAUGAUAUACCCAUUACUCAAAUCAAGAUUGAAAAGAAAGAAGAAGAAGUUUACGUGGGAAAUUUGGCUGUAUGGUUUGGAAGAGAUUUCAAAGCACAGUUAGCUGCCGUUAUGCUUUUUAGAUUGAUCAGAAAGAGCAAUUGCAAAGUUACCAAGUCAUGGAACAAAGUGAUUGAAGUGAUUUUGAACUUGUUUGAGAAUUGUUUAGUUGAUCCGAAUUUGUUUGUUGAGUUUCAGAAAAAGAUUCAAAUUGGACCAUUGCCAAAAGUGCAACCGCAUUUUGUUAUCAGCAGACCUAAACCUUUAAACAACUCAGGAAUUUUGUCCACCUUUUCCUCGUUUCUCAAAAGCUAUAGUGACGAGCCCCCAGAACCUAGUGAUGCCGAGGUUGAAGCAACGAUUUCUUCAAUGGACUGCAUCGCGUCCUUCAAUAUUCCCAACAUUUUUGCAAUUGUAUCUAAAAGCGAACCAAAAAACUUACAGGCGUUCAUUCAUUUACUAUUGUCCUCCCUCCCCGAGGAGCAGACUGAUAAAACAAAAAGGUAUUAUGAAACAGAAACACUAUUCAUUUUAGAAGCAAGUGUUUGUUUUUGUUUACUAUUAAAUAAUCAGAAUUUGAUGGAGGUGGUUUUGAGUAAACUUGAAGCUUCUAAAUUGAGCACAAGAGGCCAGUUGAGGUUAACUACAUACAAGCUUUUAUUGUUGAGAUAUUACAAGAAUGAAGAAACUUUGAUGUCGACAAUAAAAUCAUUAAGCAGUUUCGACAAAGAUUUAAUAAGUAAGCACGGGGGUCAAAUAUUACAACCAUUAUUAUCUCUUUUGGAUGAGGAUAGCUGGUGUUGUAAAAAAUUACUACUCGAUGAAAGUUAUUGGAACUCAUUGCGUUUUUUCGGCUCCCUUCAAGUUUACGCUUCUGAUAUUGUUCCAUUCCUUGAAGGUUUUAUAUCCAACUCAAACUCAAACGGUUGUGAUAUUAGUCCCGAUAAUUUUAUCUCAAUCUUGGGACUCAUGGAUGAAAUAUCCUCAUUAGGUGCUAUUGGCUCCCAAUACGAACAUGAAAGUGAGUAUAAAGGCGGCAACUUGGCACCCAACCCGUACUACAAUGAUGUAAUUAGUUUGGCAAAGCAGUCCAUCGAGUUGACCGCUAGAUUAGCCUCGAUGCUCCAAAGAGAAGAAUUUCAAAAAAAUGGGUUAUCGUAUUCUUUGAUACAGGCAUUGGCUCACCAAUGUUUCAAUCCCUGUCGAGAAGUGAGAGAGUAUGCUGUUAAGACAUUGCAUACGAUUACUGCGUCUAUUGAAAUAAAAGGCGAUGUUAGUUUCAGCGGUAUAUUUGAAUUUGGGUUUUUUCCUUUAUUAUCGGAAUUAUCCAAGCCAUACGUAUUCCAAGGCGGUGCAAAUGGGUUUGCCAAAACUCAGAAUGAAGUAUUUUCGUUAGUGAGUAAAGUGUUUUUGAAGAAUGUUGAUGAGUUGCAUAUAGAUGAUGUCAAGCUUGUGUGGUUUCAACUCUUGGAUAAGUUGCAAGACUUUGUAAAUAUCAAUGGCAAGUUGUUGAAGCCAGAGCUGGUAGAAUCGAACAAGGAGACGUUAAAGAAUAUGGUUCUUGUAUUACAAGCUAACGGAAUUUUGACAAAUGACCAUGAGGAGAUUUUGAAAACGUCUGUGGAAAAAAUAGGAACCUUGUUUCCUCAAUUGAACCAAGAGUUGGGUUUGAUGUGUGAAACUAUUGCAGAGGAAACACCAAACGUGGAAGAAGCGAAAACGAAGAAAGUUAUUGAGCUGGAAAGUGGGUAG
Messenger RNA from Lodderomyces oxycetoniae, 4611 nucleotides. It is a transcript of the gene GEA2, whose product is annotated as Arf family guanine nucleotide exchange factor. Gene Ontology annotation, molecular function: guanyl-nucleotide exchange factor activity. The record is from RefSeq and is a predicted model, not a curated record. Gene Ontology annotation, biological process: regulation of ARF protein signal transduction. Bases 1 to 4611 code for a protein of 1536 amino acids. The transcript has a single exon. NCBI's taxonomy places the organism in Eukaryota, Fungi, Ascomycota, Pichiomycetes, Serinales, Debaryomycetaceae.